AUGAAGUGGGUAUACGUUUACAGAAAACCUACAGAUACAGGUCUAUAUCUUAGAUGGACUAGUAAUCAACCUCGUAAUUAUAAAAUUAAUUUAAUUAAGUGUCUAUGUACUCGUGCGAAAAGAAUAUGUUCAUCUGAUUAUCUCUUCAAACAAGAAUUAGAAUAUUAUAAGAGCAUUUUCAUCACGAAUGGUUAUCCUAUUAAUGUCAUUAAGAAAACUAUACAUAGUAUUGAAUUAAGUAUUACAAAGAAAAAAACAAUUCAGAAUACACAAAAAAUAUUCAUUUCAGUUCCUUAUUAUGGUGAAUGUUCCUUAGCAUUAGCCAAUAAGAUUAGAAAAAUCAUCCAAAAUCCUACAGUUAAUGUCAUUUUUGGAUUUAAAGCUGGCAAUCGAAUUUCCUCAUUAUUCAGUAAAACAUUCCGUGGAACUAAUGAUAACAAAAGAAUAGUGUAUGGUUAUUCAUGUUAUGAUUAUAAAGGAUAUUAUAUAAGUCAGACAGCAAGAGGUGCUGAAGUUCGUCAAGAAGAGCAUAAAAAUGCCUUUAACGGCAACGGUUAUUCCAAAAUAGCUGAACAUUGUCUUAAUAACAAACAUCGUAACAAUUGGAAUACUGAUAUUUUAACCAUUGAAUCUAAUGAUUUAAAAAGGAAUAUAAAAGAAAGCUUACUCAUGUAUUGGUAUAGUAAAAAGAAGGACAAACAAGUGUACUCACAAAAGAGCUUCGUUUUAAAUGUGUUCUGA
Messenger RNA from Rotaria socialis, 741 nucleotides. The record is from the annotation of a GenBank genome assembly. Lineage: Eukaryota; Metazoa; Rotifera; Eurotatoria; Philodinida; Philodinidae.